UUUCACACCAAGGCACAGGACUUUCUCACAUCAGCACAGUUGGUGGUACUGUGCCUCAGUUUCUCUAAUGGACCAGCCUCCAUUGACAAUCAUCUCAGCAGUUAUCAUCAAUCUGCUACUGUUUAAGGUUAAAGCUGUAACUGCAGAAGAAACAGCCAAUGCCCUGAACCUCAACCAAUCCUUGAGAAGCAAUGGAGAAAUUAGAAAGGAGACAGAGAUGUUAAAGGUGAAGCCUCACAACGUCACAAUGGACAAGGAAAUGCAGGAUUUAUUCAAUCACUUUCCAAAGCCAAAGCCAAAGCCAGAUCACAGUAAGCCUUCCACAGAUCCAGAGUUUGGUAUUGCUUCACUACCUACACCCUGGCUCUACAGAAUUUGGGAUGUUAAUCAGAAGUUCCUCUUUCUGAUGAACAACAUGCUGGUAGCAGCUCCACAAAAUCCCAGCAAUUCAGAACACUUACUGUCUGUGACCCCAAACAGAGGUAUUGAACAAAAAGAUGAAAAAAUAUACCCCAUCUUUAUGGGUAACGAAGAUGGGACACACACCUUGUCCUGUGUGGAAUCUGGUGGAGGUCAACCUCAGCUAAAGUUAGUGGAGGAACGUAUUAUGGGUCUGUAUGAAAAAAAAGAAGAAUUGAAGAGCUUCACUUUCUUCUGUAAGGGUGGGAGCAGCAAUGAGCUUGGCACCUUUGAAUCUGCAGCAUUCCCGGGUUGGUUCAUGAGCACUUCGUCUGAGCCAAACAAGCCUAUUGGUUUGAGUCGCCAAGGAGGUGCUGAGAUCACCCAGUUUUAUUUUGAAAAAAAGUGAGUUCCCACCAUGUUUACGCCAGAUUACAGCCUCUGCACCAGAGCUCCUUUGUCCCGCCUUCUGUCACUGCAGCACAGCAGCCAUCAAAAACACACACAUUUUUCCUUUCAUCUCCAAAACAGUUGCACACAUACAAAAUCUAACAGACAUGCUGCAGCAGACCUUAACCAUCAAAAACUUACUGCAUAAAGCCAGCAAAAUAAUUCCUUAAAAAGCAUUAAACAUUUCUCACCACCACCAGCAUACACAAAUCACAUCACAGUUUAACAGGCAGUGUCUCAAGCUUGAAUCCAAUCCAGCCUCCUUUUUGGUCUUCCUCUGGUUGUGGAUCAGGGCCUUCUAAUUUAAACUUUACUCUUGGAGAUCUCUGGGACCUCAUGGCACUUCUCCAGGGACACAUCUGCUUUCCCACUGGCACACUGCAGAUGGUAGCCAUCUUCCUCCCACCCUCCGCCCUGGGAAAAGUCUUUAAGUCAGUCCACUACAUCCCCUGCCCCAAACUCCAAAUCAAAGUCCUGCCACAAUUUUUUUUAUCUGGGGGCAUCUUCUUCAGGAUUAGCUGGCCUAGCCCACCCAGGUUGGCAGAAAGAAUCUUCCUUUUCAUUCUCUCUGCCCAUCUCCAGAAUAAAUCAUGGGCCCAAACCAAUGCAGGUAACCCAGCGUCCCUUGCCCUCCAAACUCAUGAGAUCCUGGAUGACCCUCACUGCUGGGGCUUGCUCAAGGGCUUCCCCCACUACAGGAGCCAGAUCCCACCUGGUAGGCCAUCACUGGGUACCCAAACUGCAACAACAAUCAAGGAUUUGAUCUCACUAAUUUCUCCAGGUGUUGUUCCUCUUGUACUUUCUCUUGCAAAAUCAUUUUUCCAAGAGCUGGCAGCUCCUCUUGCACACACAGAUCCUCCUGCAAUUUCUUUUCCAUAGCUGGCACACACGGAGUGGACAGUCAUGCAGUGUGAGCUGUACAUCAGAGCGUGGCAGUCAGACUUUUCCAAUGACUCAUUGAAAGUGUCCUUUGUGGUCGGCCUGCUGGAAGGAGAGGUAGCCCAGUGGUCUACCCCUCUGCUGUUUCGGAACAAUGCUGUGUUGGGACAGUAUGAUAAUUUUAUUGCUGCCAUGGCAGAAAUCUUUCUAGACCCUCACAGAAAGGUCAUAGUAGAUCACCAUCUGGGAAACCUCCACCAGGACAAGAAGUCUGUUGGGACUUAUACCAACACUUUUCGAAUUUUGGUGCAGGAAAUGGAUUGGAAUGUGUCAGCCCAGAUGUAAGAAUACCAGCAAGGCCUUAAUGAUCAGAUCUUGGAUGAAUCGGCAUGAAGUUUGGCUCCCAACAGCUUAUUAGAGCUCAUCCAGCCAUGCCGGAAGAUUGACAGUAGGUUUGAAGGUCGUCACCUGGAGCGCAAGGGUUCCUUGGCUCAUCAGUUAUCCCUCAUACCUCUCUUCCACAUGUGCUUCUCUCCCAGCAUGGGAACCUCUGCUCAGUUAGGGGAAGAGCCCAUGCAGAUUGGAGUGGCGCAGCCACGCUUGAUGGAGGCGGAGAAAGAGAAGUGGCAUCGAGAGCGGCUGUACCUGUACUGUGAGAAGACGGGUCACCUUGCAAAGGCCUGCCCAUCCAAGUUGGAGAAAGCUCCAGUGCAGGAAAACUCCAAAUCCCAGCUCUUGUAGAGGUCCAUGAGCUGGGAUCGACUGUCAGCAAAGGACCUCACGAUGUUCUUACCUCACCAAAGCUGGCCUUACAUCUACUGCUAUGCCUGAGUCUGCCUUCAGGUCCCAGCAUCCAAGUAUAAGCUAUGUUGGACUCUGGGGUGUCUAGCAAUUAUAUAGACUUGGGCUUCAUGAAGCAGAACAACCUCCCCCUCACCUCGCUGGAGGCACCUUUAGCCAUAGAGACCAUUGACAGAUGGCCCCUAGCUUUGGGAGGCAACUGUAGGGCUGAUGAUGGAGCUGCCUCCGCAUUGUGAACAGCUGUCUUUCUACCUUGCCACCUUACCUCACUUCCUGGUGGUUCUCAGGAUGACCUGGUUGACACAACAUGAUCCUCUGAUCUCAUGGGGGGAAGCCUCUGUGAUGUUCCAAUCUGACUACUGCAAGCGGUAUUGUUAGCUGGUCGGGAUAGCAACAGUGGCAGCAGCAACUGCCCUGCCUCCUUCUGUGCUGACUCCCUUACCCAAGAAGUACCAGGACUAUUGUGAUUUUUUGACAAGAAGGAGGCUGAGCAGCUGCCCCCCCACAUAGUCCUCACAACUGUGCUGUAGAAUUUCUCCUGGAGACUCAGAUCCCCUCUGGCCGGAUCUACAUGCUGUUUGAGCCAGAGCUGGCCACUCUAAGGGACUUCCUCAAUGUCAACUUGAAGUGAGAGUUCAUUCUCCCCUCUAAAUAACUGGCCCAGGCCCCCUGCUUUUGGCAAGAAAAAGAGCGGUGAAUGUGAUCAGCAUCGGCACCUGUCCCUGCUGCAGAUCGCAGAGAGGGAGCUCUCAGGCACCUUCCCAAUACAGUCAACAUGGGCUUAAAUAAGCCCACCUGUAUGUCCCACCUACCUCUCCCAUCCCUGUGAAUGACAUGCACGCUGUGCACAUAUGCCUGCCAUCAGCCAGGAUGGUGGUGAAGAUUCAUUCACAGGGACAGGAAGGGUGGGUGGAACACAUGGUCAAGCUUAUUAGCCGCAUGCUGCCUAUAUGGGUGGGAUGGGCGACGGCACUGCAGGCCUGGGUCAGGCUGGCACCCAAGGGCCCAGUCAUGCCUGGCCCCAGCCCCAGGGAUGAGGCUUGGUGAUGAAUCCCAAUCACUGAAAACACUCAGUGACUGAAUCUUUCUAGUUAGCUCUUCCAUCAACACAAAUGUGAAAGUCAGUAGCACAUAGGGUUGCCAGGUUCAGGGCCUGAGACUGAUCCUGUAUCUUUAGGAGAAGAGAAAGUCAGCCAAGUGCAGGUGUUUUUGCAACACUCUAAUGGGAAAAACCACAAGGUGGAAUUCUCCCUUCUCCCUGCACAACUUUUAAAGAUACAGAAGACCUCUUGUUUGCCAGGCCCAGCCUCCAAGAGGUAUCUUUAAAAGUUGUGCAGGGGGAAGGGAGAAUUCCACCUUGUGGUUUUUCCCAUUACAGUGUUACCUGCACUUCACUUACUUUCUCUUCUCCUACAGAUACAGGAUCAGUCUCAGGCCCUGAACCUGGCAAACUUUGUAGCACAUCCUGUGUAGAAUCAACUCAUGGGUUUUAUUCAAAGUAGCACUACGUAAGUAGUUCUGUGAGUGCAAGGAUGUUUGCUUGCACAAUAGAAACUUCCUCCUCUUCUCCUCCAUGCCUCCAUAAAACUGUUUCGGGUUUCCCCCAACCCUCCUGAGUAUAUUUGGGGCACACUUGCGGAAGAGGAGGAGGGAAAAGUCUUGUUGUUGUAGUGGUGACCUUGGGCUGAUGGGAUGGGUUAGUUUCAUACCGCCCACGAAAUAAUCAUUGCCAAACAUUCUGUCUCCUCCUCUCUCACAAUGAGUAAACAUGUUUUUAAAAGCAAAUGGUUAUAUGAAUUCAGAGGUAGCUCUAUCCCAACACAUUUGGAAUAUAAGAGGGAACACUGAACUGGACAUUCUACAAAGGGCCUGUGAGACACUCAUGUAGCAGGAGGAAACGGUUCUUGCCUGCAAAAGCUUGUGCUAUUUUAAGUAAGUCUUUUGAGUGUUACAGGACAUGCAAGUUUGAGGAAUAAGUGGCUGCCACAAGCCUUCAUCAAGUGUUGAUGUAAGAAUGUCCUUUGAGCAUGUGGUUAUUUAUGUGAAUUCAUCAUUUCUCUGAGGGUUAGGGUUAUUUCCCUCAACACUUUUUGAAUUCAAGAGGGAAAAUCCAGUUGGGGAUUCUCCAAAAAUGAGAUUCUCAUAUAGCUGAUGAAGGAGUUCUGCCGACAACACCUUCUGCUGCUUUAAGCUAGUCUUUAAAGUGUCAUGGGGCUUGCAACAUCUGGGAACAACUGGCUGCCACAUCCCUUACUCAAGUGUUUGGAUAUACAAAUAACUCCUGGAGUAUUUAAAUCACACCCAUCAGUGUCAGUGAGCACAGAGAGGGUUCUUUCACACCAAGGCACAGGACUUUCUCAUAUCAGCACAGGUACCAUCUCUUUAAUUUCUUCUCUGGACUUUCUAUCCCUGUUUUAGAAUGCUAGCCUUCCCUAAUCUGGUGUCUUCAAAAUAUUGCUGGACUAUAACUCCCAUUAUUCAUGACCAGGGGUGCAGUCGUUCAGGGGUACCAGUGUGUGUGUGUGUCUUCAACCCCUUACUUUUUUGGGAGCCAGGUCCCAGGAGGGUCCUUAUAUUUCUAGUGUCCUAUGAACCAAUCAUCAUGAAAGGGGGAGUUUGUUAGCCACUGAGAAGAGCCCCAAUGAGUGUCAACUGCAAGCAAGCCUUUAUUUCCUUCAAACCAAGCCUUUAUCCUACUUCAAAGAGCCAAGACAAGUUGCGGAGAGUGAGAAUUCUGUAACUGCAGAAGAAGGAACAGUGAAUCCGGAUGAUAGCAUGCCAUCUAUAUCAUCAGAUAGUUUAGAAACAGCAGGAGAUAAACGUGUCAGACACUGAAUUCAGUAAUUCAAGCAGUAUCUCUUGACAGUGACAAAGGACAGUUAAACGAUGACAGUGAUAAAGAAGCAGAAAGCAGUCUUCAAGCUCAGCCAGAUUAUUCUAUAACCUUAGAAGGUUAUAUUGUAUACCCACAAGAGUGGCUGUAUACUAUACCCAGCAUGGAUUUUUAACAUUCCGCCAUGUUAAAUUGAAAAUACCCCCAUGCCAUUCUGCAGCUUCCCAUAUGCUCAUUUUAAAAUAAAACCUUAUAAAACAUA
Molecule: messenger RNA, 5624 nt
Organism: Rhineura floridana
Lineage: Eukaryota; Metazoa; Chordata; Lepidosauria; Squamata; Rhineuridae
Product: interleukin-1 family member 10-like
Exons: 6
Coding region: 68-808 (246 amino acids)
Biological process (GO): cytokine-mediated signaling pathway; inflammatory response to antigenic stimulus; positive regulation of gene expression
Molecular function (GO): cytokine activity
Source: RefSeq, a predicted model, not a curated record